Messenger RNA from Spodoptera littoralis (African cotton leafworm), 5189 nucleotides. Lineage: Eukaryota; Metazoa; Arthropoda; Insecta; Lepidoptera; Noctuidae. The record is from the annotation of a GenBank genome assembly.
AUGCCUGUUAACACGGGAAGUCAUACUCAUACUUCGCAAAUGUCUGAAAGUUCCCAUUCCAACUCCACUCACAGUACUAUAGGGCAACAUUCUAAUUCCAGUGAUAGUAGCGUUAUAUACCGUCCUUCCAGUGAAUCUGGUUCAGAAAUAUCUAAAACUGCUACUAGCAACGUGAAUAAAAGACUGGACAUGAAUACUACUUAUAUAAAUGAAGUUAUAAAUGAAGCAGAAAUAUCAGAAAAAGAAGCAGCACAGAGGAGACCUUUGGACAAGUCUGUUCCAAAACCUACAUUUGAUCAUAACAGAACUUUGACUGAGUUGAACAAAAGGAUGGACGACAGUCGGUCUAGUACGCCAUCUCAUUGUCGUGACAAUUCACUUGGCGACGAGAAAAUCCAAUGAUGAAUGUAUUACCCAUGAGACCAUUGUUGCGAGGGUACAACAGUCAUCUGACGUUGCCCAUGAGAACUUCGGGCUUAACGCAAAAAAAUAUUCCCGGUUAUCCUCAUCACGCUAACACGGUGAAAGCAAAUUUUGGCAGAGAAAAUAUGGGAUUGCGUGACCGUAUUAAUUACGGUCCCGGAUUUUCCAACCCGGAUUAUUGUGAUCUUGAAAUAGCUUCAGGGUACAUGUCAGACGGUGAUUGUUUACGACGGAUAAAUCUUGGAGAAAUGGAGUGUGCGAGAAAUAACGAUAUGAUGGAUGGAUACAUGUCGGAAGGAGGCGCUUCGCUGUACGGUCGUCGGAUGAACUACCAGCAGCCUUCGCAGCUACAGCAACUUGACGAAAGACGCGGUGGUCGCAAUAGAGGCAUGGAAGGAGGUAGCGGUGUGGUAUACCGUGUGGUGGGGCGCACGCGCAGUAAGGCGGACUGUGGCCAACAGACUGAACGACAGCCGCCGGCGCCGCGGCAACAGGACACCACCUGGAAGAAGUACACCGACUCGCCUGGAGUUGGUGCUCCGCCACUGAACCAGCCAGCACCUGCGCCACCCAGCCCAUCACAUGGCAGGAAGGGAGAAAGACGUGCUGGCCACCACUCGCCUCAGCACCACAAGCGGGAGAAGCUGACUGCAGCCCAGCAGCUUGGCAUUGCACCGCAUCCACAGUAUGCUGCAUCGAAUUCUGGGCAACAUCCUUCAAGAAGUGGGGGAUCACAGCAGCUCCAGUCUCCUGGAGGUGGAUCCCGGCCGUCUAGUGUGUCAAGCGGGGGCAAUGGUAGCACUUGUUCUUCAAGUAAAGCGAAAGUGCCACAAAGCUUCGGCUACGUGAAGAGACAGAAUGGUGUUCAACAACCAGUACCGCAGUCCAAUGGGCCACCACAACAUGGUGGACGGACAGCUCAAGUUUCUGCUGUGCCAAGGACGAAAGUCAAAGUAUCGGGUGGUACACAGACGUGUACACAGGACCUUCAAAUUCAUAAGAAUGGAAUCGGUCCGAAAUCAUUUUCUUUGGGUGGCACAGCGGCCGCGCAGCUCUCGGCUUCGGUUCGAGAGAGGUUGCUGGGGUCACAGUCCUUGCCCAAACCGGGAACACAUGAGUUUGCUGCCCUCUUCCAUCAUCAUAGGAUCGCACCUAGAGGUGGCAUUAAGAUUAGUGACGGCAGUCUUUCUGAUACCCAAACGUAUUCCGAAGUAAAGUCUGACUACGGGAUCCCGUAUGCACCUUGGCUAAGACACAGCAAUACAUAUUCGGCGAGUGGUCGCCUGUCGGAGGGCGAGUCGAUGGAGUCGCUCACGUCGCUGCACUCUGCGCAGGCGCACAACCACACCUCCUCCCCUAACUCACACCACCGCAGCUCACUCACACACAAUAAGCUCAUCAUGCACCGAGACGCACAGGGCUCCCGGUUAAACAGGAGCAACAGUAUUAGCUACCUCAGAGAUAGGACAUUUCCAAGGUCAACAAAAUCGGAGAAGCUUUACCCUUCGAUGCUGCAAAGAUCUUCGGAGAGUGACUACGAGCCGUAUUAUUGUUUACCUGUGCAAUAUGGACCAUCUGGACAAGGUCUAAACUACGGCGUGUCAGAGCCACCGUCGCCGUCUCCGAGGUCAGCUCUAAGUCCGACGCACCAGCCUGGCAAUGUGAUGCACACGCCUCGACACUCACACCACUAUCCUAAAAAGAAUGAUGAUGUGCACGGAUCUACUGCAUCAUUGGUGUCGACAGCGUCGUCAUUGGCUGCUGGCGCGGGAUCGGAGGAGAGGCAGGCACACGAAGUCCGGAAACUGCGGAGGGAACUAGCUGAUGCCAAAGAAAAAGUGCACACGCUGACGACGCAACUAACAACUAAUGCUCACGUGGUGUCCGCCUUCGAACAGAGUCUAUCCAACAUGACGCAACGCCUGCAGCAGCUCACGGCAACCGCAGAGAGAAAGGAUUCGGAGCUAACAGAGUUACGUCAAACUAUUGAACUGCUGAGGAAGCAAUCAAUUCAAGCUGGGCUGACGACGGCUCAUAUGCAGUCCAUGGGUAUUCGGGCGGACGGCGUUAAUGUCACCGGACCGGAACCAAAUAGUCAAACGCAAUCGUCUCCUCAGCGUACAGCGCAGACGGGCAACGGAGCAAUCACGCGACAUCUGUCCACCGACAGUGUCUCAAGUAUCAACAGUCUCAGCAGUGGCUCGUCUGCGCCGCACGACAAGAAACACAAGAAGAAAGGAUGGCUCCGCUCAUCGUUCACGAAAGCUUUCUCGCGGAACGCCAAGAUAUCAAAGACAGCGAAGCACUCCUCCCUCGGGCAGUUGUCGUCACAAGACAGCUCCUCGGGAUCCCAUCACUAUGACGACCCGCACACGAUCCGAGAGGGAAGCAACGAGAACAGUCUCGAACAUUCCCAUGAGACGCUCGACGUUAAGGACAAGCCAUGCCCCCCGGCCAAGACGGAAGACCAGACCAAAGAUAAACCAGACGACUCUGGGCUAGUUGAUGAGUUGAAGCGGCAAUUAAGAGAAAAAGAUUUGGUGCUAACAGAUAUUCGAUUAGAGGCUCUCAGCUCAGCGCAUCAACUUGAAAGUCUUAAAGACACCGUCAUCAAAAUGAGGGUACACUUCCAGAACGAGAUGUUGAACCUCAAACAGAACAAUGAGCGACUGCAGAGGCUUGUGACGUCACGGUCACUGGCUGGCAGUCAGAGCUCGCUUGGUACUGGAGGAUCUGCUGUCGAGGAUCCAAGGAGGUUCAGUCUCGCUGACCAGGCUACCAUGCAUCAGGCGACGCUAGACAUGCACUCGCAACCUCUAGACCUAGACUUCAACUGUAUGUCAUCGACCCCCACCAUGGAUUUCUCCAAAAAAGGCUCGCCUAAAUCGGGCAUGGUCGAACCCAUAUAUGGCAAUAAGGCCGCAUGCGAGCUUAAUGAAAACAGCGAGACCCUAUUAGUAGCGCUGAAUGGCAGCAGUGAUUUAUUCGCGAACGGACUCAACGCGACAGAGCGGCUCAGCGGAGACUACGACAUUAACAGCGUGCUCCCGCCACCGAAGACACGAGAGCUAGCGAUAGGGGAAAGCUAUUCCGAUAUCGGUGUUGCAGACAGCCAGGGCGAUACGACUGAUGGAAAGAAGAUAGCUAUAGCCGUUUACUUGGGACAGCCGGAAACAUUCCAAAGAUAUUUCGAAGAAGUUCAAGAUACGCUGACAGAAUCAGAAUGCAGAUUCUACGCCAAACAAUCAGCGAGCUCAUACAACAAUCACUUUGAGAAGCAGUCCAGUUUCGACUCGCCGCGACUAUCACAAAACCGCAGCCCCGAAACUGAGACACAAGACUACUCACAAAUAAAUAAGUCAAACACAAAUAGCCUUAAAAGCAAUAAAUCUACGCACAGUAGUUCGUAUAAGAACGUUUAUAAUAGUGAUUCGACAAUAAACUGUAACGAAUUCACCAUAGCUUACACUUAUAUAUCUGGCAAGACUACUUGGCAGAACUUAGAUUAUAUAGUUAGGAAGACUUUUAAAGAUUACUUGUCUAGAAUAGACUUGGGAACGAAUCUCGGUUUGAACACUGAUUCGAUAACAUCGUAUCACUUGGGCGAAGCGACGCGAGGCCCUGAAAUAGGUUUCCCUGAGCUGUUGCCGUGUGGAUAUAUUAUUGGCACUGUCAAUACGCUGUACAUCUGCUUAGAAGGAGUUGGAAGCUUGGCGUUCGAUAGUCUUAUACCAAAAAAUAUUGUAUAUAGAUAUGUUUCACUGCUAUCGGAACACCGGCGAAUAAUUUUAUGCGGACCGAGCGGCACGGGGAAAUCGUAUCUAGCGGCAAAAUUAGCAGAGUUCUACGUACAGAAGACGCAACGUAGAGGCAACCCUGCUGAAGCCGUCGCUACUUUUAACGUUGAUCGCAAAUCCUGCAACGAGCUUCGCGCCUAUUUGGCUAACAUCGCAGAACAAUGCGGCGCUGCAGCGGCUGGUGAAGAAGCUGCUUUACCUUCAGUAGUCAUAUUAGACAACCUCCAACAUGCCUCGGCUCUGGGAGACGCCUUCGCUGGUCUCCUACCUCCUGACAACAGAAAUAUGCCUGUUAUUAUCGGCACAAUGUCCCAAGCAACAUGCAACACGACGAACCUGCAACUCCAUCACAACUUCAGAUGGCUGCUGACAGCCAAUCACAUGGAACCUGUCAAAGGAUUCUUAGCUAGGUACCUCCGUCGCAAGUUAUUCACAUUGGAACUCCGACUGGGUCGUCGGGAACCAGCAUUAGCUGCCGUCUUGGAAUGGCUGCCGGGAGUCUGGUCCACGUUGAACGCCUUCUUAGAAGCUCACUCCUCCAGUGACGUCACUGUAGGCCCGAGGCUCUUCCUCGCCUGCCCCAUGGAUCUGGAGGCUAGUCAGGCGUGGUUCGCAGACGUAUGGAACUACAGCAUCGUCCCAUACGCGUCGGAAGCAGUUCGUGAAGGCAUCGCCCUCUACGGCAGACGACGACACGCCGCCAUCGACCCGCUGCAGCACAUCAAGUCCUCAUACCCCUGGAGAGAACCCAACCAUUCACAUACCCUAAGAGCGAUAACAGUGGAGGAUAUUGGCAUUGAAGAAUCAAAUCAAGAUUCCACCACAAAUAAUAACCAGGAUCCCUUGUUGAACAUGUUAAUGCGACUACAAGAAGCGGCGAACUACAGCGGAAACCAAAGUCAGGACUCUGACAACGCGAGCAUGGAUUCGAAUCUCACGCACGACAGUUCGAUGGGCAACGAGCUAUAA